CUGGUAGAGAUUAGCAGCAAUUCCGACUCAUUGAUACUGAUCACUGGACAUUCUUUUGGAGGCUGUGUAGCUACCCUUUCACCUUAUGGCUGCUACAAAGCCUCGACUUGUCGAAAGUGAAACGCCCCCUUUGCAUCACUUUUGGUUCCCCCUUGAUCGGUGAUGGAAAUCUCCGACAAUGUGUGUUGCAAUUCUCAAAAUGGAGUUCUUGCUUCUUGAAUGUAGCCUCUAUCAACGAUCCUGUACCUAAAGUCUUCUUAACCGCUUCGCAAGCAAAUGACUAUAAGCCUUUCGGAACAUUCCUAUUGUGCUCCACUUCGGGUUGUUCUUGCUUUGAGGACCCUAUUGCCAUUUUGCAACUGUUGGUAGAAACCAGCUCUCAGAGUGCUCAAAUUCAAGGUCCGAAUUCGGGGAUUCAGUUUUUCGAUUAUGGACAGAUUUUGAGUGAUCUCAAGCUGAAGGCAUUUUCUAGAGAUGUCUUUGAGUUGGUUGAAGAGGAUAGAUUUCCACUUAAAGCUGGAAUUAAAACACAAUUAGCGGCAAUAUUUGGAGUUAAUAGCUCACAGUCAUUGCAGCAGCAACGACCCGACAUAAAUUUCGGCAAUCUGAUACAAAAGAUGGAAACUCAAGAACGUCAGCACGCAAACCAGAAGAAGCAGGUUUACAGUUCUUUCGGGAAAUUGAAUGAGAUUAAAAAGUACAUGGCCUACAUGGAAUGGUACAAGGGGCAUUCCAAAACCAUGGGAAUUGGAUACUAUGACAGCUAUAAAAACAAGGGUAACACAUAUGACAAUGAUGCCGAAGGGUUGAAGAACAAGCUCUCUCGCUACUGGCAGGACACAGUUGAAGAAGUUGAGAGAAAGCCCCAGGAAGAAGAAGCCGCAAUGCGUACUGGCUUUCUAUUUGCUGGAACCAAUUGCAGAAGGAUGAUCGAACCGCUUCACAUUGCAGACCACUACAAGGGAGGUAAAAAAGAUUACAUAAAGGAAAGGCCUCGACAUUUCGUUCUGUUGGAGCGAUGGUUCAAUGAAGACGAGGAAAAGAAGAAGGCAGAGAGAGAGAAGAAAGAAAGGGAGAACCCCCAACUGCGCAGCGAAAGCAAGCCCAACUCAAAAGCAAAGAAUGUGGCUUCUAGUCUGAAUGAUGAUUCUUGUUUUUGGGCGCACGUCGAGGAAGCGCUUAUCUUGUGCAACAAACAAGCGAGUAAUCCAAAUAUCGAAUUUGAGCAGUACGUGCUGAAUAAUCUCGAGAAGUUUGCAGUAACGCCUGACAUUUUCUUGGCCCAAAGCAGCUACAUGCAAUGGUGGAACGAGUACAAAAAAAGGGUGGGAAAUGACUAUUCCUCACCACUCGCCAAGGUCAUGAAGCGUCACACUUAUACCAAGUAUGCGGAGGGGGUCUCGGUUCUUGCUGAUAUCUAAUGCAGGAUAAUUAAGUUUUAAGCAAGCAAUUAAAUUAAAUAAAGCAAGAUUAGUUAUGUUGUAUUCAGUGGCGGAGCCACGAUUUUAGGUGAGGAGGGGCCUCACAUAAAUGUGAAAAAAAUUAAAUAAUGCAUGCUUGGAGUUGUGAGCUAAUUAUUUUUGAGGCUCUAAA
This is a messenger RNA of Malus domestica (apple), 1593 nucleotides long. The record is from RefSeq and is a predicted model, not a curated record. NCBI's taxonomy places the organism in Eukaryota, Viridiplantae, Streptophyta, Magnoliopsida, Rosales, Rosaceae.